This is a messenger RNA of Helobdella robusta, 639 nucleotides long. RefSeq lists its product as hypothetical. The record is from RefSeq and is a predicted model, not a curated record. NCBI's taxonomy places the organism in Eukaryota, Metazoa, Annelida, Clitellata, Rhynchobdellida, Glossiphoniidae. Bases 1 to 639 code for a protein of 212 amino acids. The transcript has 3 exons.
AUGAAAAUGCAACGAAUUUUUUCUCGAAUUGUUGGUCAUCAGAAAAUUGACAUCUCUAUGGUUGUUGACUAUUUCAUAAAUAUUCGUCAGACGUUGGAGGAAGCUUUUUGGAAACAUUAUAAGGAGAUUCAAAAUUUUUUUGGAAAGAAGAAUUUUAUUAAUUAUGCCUAUUGGUUGGGCCAAUUUGUUGGAAAUGUGCUGAAAUGCGCUUUGGAAGAACCAUCCGGCAUUUCUGCGCAUGAUGGUAGGCGCCCGGACGGAUGCACACUAAUACCUUGGAGAGCCGGCAGAUGUUUGGCGUGGGAUGUUACGGUCCCUGGCACCCUCGCCGAACGAUACGUAAACCUUAUAAGUAAAGAAUGCGGGUUGGCCGCGGUCAGGGCAGCGGACGAGAAAAUGAAAAAAUAUGGGAACGCCCUCCCCUCGAUGGAAUUCUUGCCAAUAUGUAUCGAGGUUCUCGGCCCGAUGGACCCCAACACCCUUAAAUUUCUUAAGGCAAUAUGCAAAAUGAUCAGCGUCAGAUCAGGCGCCAGCAGGGAACUGUUUUUCGCAACUAACCACAUUUCGUGCUUGUUGCAGCGGUUCCUGCGUGUCUGUGUGCUUGAAAAUAUCCAACUGAAUGCCGACAUGUGCAAUUAA